Nerophis lumbriciformis (worm pipefish) is the source of this 5178-nucleotide messenger RNA. The record is from RefSeq and is a predicted model, not a curated record. Lineage: Eukaryota; Metazoa; Chordata; Actinopteri; Syngnathiformes; Syngnathidae.
AUGCCUCGGAAAAAGAAAAACGAACAGAGCCCCAACAGAGUUCCCGGUGGGCCGCUCCCGGGGGAUAACUUCAAUCGUAGACAACUUCAGGUUGAUAAUGUCGCUUUGAUGUCCAGCCUUUCACCCAGGAAUAGAGACUCCGACAGGCAAAAAAUCACCCAAAACAUGCGAGAAAUAUUCUCCCACCUGGACCCUGAAGUUAUACAUAUGGUGCUGUCUGAAGUCGAUUUUAAAGUUGAAAAUGCCAUGGAUUCCUUGUUGGAACUGUCGAUUGCUGCUGAACUCGCAGCUCCCGUUCCAUCUCCAAUGUCUGGCUUUGAGAGCACUGCUGCAGCCUUGCUUCAUCCUCAACAUGAUUUUCAACCUGCACAAGACCCUAGCUCUCUAUCAGAGCAACUCUCAUCCCCAUUGUCUACCAGUGUCCUGACUGAAGACUUGGACGUUCAACUUGAUCAGGAGCUACAAAACCUCUCUGCACAACAGGGAGAUUUAACUGACAACCAGUAUUCGUCAGAUCGCAUGACAUUGCCGUUCUUACCUCCAAAAGACUUUCCAGAUCAAGUCUUCCCUGAGCUCCAGGGGCCUGAGUGUAGGCGCGACUCUGCUGGGCAACCAUGUCUUGAAAGAGCCUUGUGGCCUUCUGGUGCUCCCUCUCCAUUUGACCAGCACAAAACUUUGGAAGGUGGCAGCGGCAAAGAUGAAAAAUUGCUUAUGGAUCUGAAAAAUCAAAUGACAGAAGAGCCUCCUUAUAGACCCAAACCUCCCUUGGAUUUGGGCGCUUCAGGGCGUCCCUCUGCCUUCCAGAUGUAUAAAAAAAAUCAACCAUCCCAAAUGCUUUUAGAACAGACUGGCCACAUGCCCUCUGAAAAUACAGCUGGAGGAAAUGGCUCUCAGGUGAACACGGCAUCAUGGAAUCUUCGUUCACUUGCUAUUUCUCCUCGUUUACAUGGAAAACAAGGACCAUGCUUUAUCACCCCUAUUGCACCUUCACACCCUCUAGUUGUGCAUCCCUCUCCCUGGGGAGGUCAGAGCCAUGUAAAUCAAGCACCUCUUAAAAAUUAUGCAACAAUUCCUAAAUCCUGGGCUAUGGCUGCUCAUAAUCCUGGUGGAAUUGCACCUGGUCGAGCUAGCAGGCUUUGUUUGGAAGGAAAGGUUCUUGUGUUGCUCCGUGGGCCUCCGGGAUCUGGGAAAUCCACUUUGGCUCGAGCUUUUCUUCAACAUAAUCCAUGUGGGGUUGCUCUGAGCACUGAUGACUACUUCACCCAUCAAGAACACUAUAACUUUAAUCCCACUACUCUAGGGGAAGCUCAUGAAUGGAACCACAAGCGAGCGAAAGAAGCUUUUGAGAAAGGUGUCAGCCCCAUCAUAAUUGACAAUACAAACAUGCAGGGCUGGGAAAUGAAGCCCUAUGUGGCCCAGGCAUUGAAACAUAAUUACAAAGUGCUUUUUCGAGAGACAGAUACUUGGUGGAAGAAUAAGCCCAGAGAGCUAGAAAGACGCAGCAAACAUGGUGUAUCUGUUGAAAAGAUUCGGCGCAUGCUUGAUAACUACGAACGCUUUGUAACAGUCAAGUCUAUCAUGGGUGCACAAAUGCCUGAGAUGAAACAGCGCCUUCAGUUGGAGAGCAGAAAGAUACAGUCUGUGACUCCUGAAGCAAAAUGUCCUGACCUUGUCGAUGAACCUGGACUGAUGGACCGACAUAAGCAUUGCCAACCUAAUUUCUUUUCCUCUCUUCCUGAUGUGUCAUCUAUUGGUCAUCCCAGUGAGGCACACAAGUUGGAAUAUGAUGACUGCAAAUCGGCAGAUUUGCUUGAUUUUCAGCCAACUUCAGAGCAUUCAAACAAGGAUAAUGACAUGGACUUAGGGACAUUGGAUAGUGAGUUGGAUGCUUUAAAUCAGCCUUGUGGAGAACAGGUGAUACCUGAUUGUAUUGUUGAAUUGGUGAUAAACGAAGACCACCACAGUAAUAAACUCCCUGUGGCCUUCUCUGAAUCUAUCAAACAAAGGGUGCCAAGGGAAAAAUGUGCCAGGAAGUUCUAUUGCUCAGAUUUGGAGAAACAUAUUAACCAGUCGAGCGGCUUAGGAAUAGAUCCAGAACAGAUGAUUGCAGAAGGGGUACCAGUGGUGGGUGGAGAAGAGGCAGAGCAAUCAAAAACGUUGAAUUUUGCCGGUGACUGGCCAUCUGAAGGGCCUCUUGAGCAGCGGCAGGUAAGAAGAAAAGAAUGUUAUAAAGACGGUGACAACAGCGAAGUCAGAACAGCGUCUAAAGAAGUCAACAGUGACGAAGGCAAAAUGCAGUCUGGAAAUAAUCUGACUGAGUUCCAGAAACUUCUUGAUCUCAUUCAGACUGGUGUAGUCACUUGCUAUUCUGGUUCUUCUUGUUCAUCACCUGUUUCCCUUUGCGAAGGACAGAACUUGGAGAAAGAUGACAAGAUUGAAGGAUCCCUUAGCUGUAGUUCUAAGAGUGAGGAAGAACAACAGAACAUUACUGUAGAAAAGAGUAGCAAAGUUGAUUUACCAGAUUGUGUUUUAGAUAGGAAUGCUACUGAUUUUUUUCAGGAUACUGAUGAUAUUUUAAAAGGUGAAAACGAAACAAAUAGAACAUCACUUUUAGACAUUGGUUGUGAAAAAGAAUCAAAUGUUGCUGCAGAUAACCAACCAGGUGUUACAUCUGAAUCUACAAACCCGCAAGAGAGCUAUGGUAUUGAUGAGUGUGAUAUAGAGUUUGUGUCUGAGAACGAUACAAAGAAAUGUAACGAGCUGCCAGACAAUGAAGUGGCAGUAGAUCUUGAUUGCAGACAAUACAAUGAUCUUUGCCAAGGGCUUUUUGGUGGAGAGCCUCUAGAACCAGAGAGUUGUGUUCUUGGUGAAUGCAGUCAAGAGCGAAAGCAGCGUCAGGGUCGCAGAUCAGGGAAGCAUUGCAAGCUCGCUCUCACCUUCACUCAGAAUUGUCUGGCACCUUCCGACAAAACACAUGAGUGUCCCAAUACCACAUCCCAAAUUUUUGACAAUGGUCAGAGUAGCAUCACCAAAAAUCCUGACUGUGAUACAAGCCUCUGUCCUACAUUAGAGUUGUGCUCCACGAUCAAAGAAAUGCAUCUGCAAACUGAAUCAAACCUCUGUACAGAUAGAGGUUGUCACACUCAGACGGAACCUCAGGACUUUGGCCUUCUUUGGCGUCUUAAUCAUCAAGAUGAUCCAGCAACAAAUGUAAUCGCUUCAUACAACUACUCCAGUGACGACGUCAAAAUCCUAUGUGGUGUGUCCUCACGAUUUGUCCCGGAGGUUGCAUCUGCAGUUUCUGCUGCAGUUGCAGUUAACCCAUCUAUUCACAAUACAGUACCAUACCGCAUGGUACAUGAGAAAAGCACACAGGUGGAGGACAAUGAAUUGGGAGCAGCUCAAAGCCGUCUUGAGAGCCUGAGCAUACUCAGUCGCCAUUUUAAAUUAGUUGGUUUAGAUACAUUGGAGGACUUGUAUGACAAAUGCCAUCAAGACUUGGAAUGGACAACCAACCUGUUAUUAGACUCUGGAGAAAGGCUCUUUAAAGAUGAGGAUGUAUUAGAGGAAAUGCUAGAGGAGCGAGCUGUCACAGCUGAGCAGAGCAAUACAGUGUUCGUACCGGCAUUAGACAACAAGUUGGGAAAUGAACUUCCUGAUGCAGGGCUGACUGCCAUUGGCGAAGAGCUCGAACAAUGUCCUUAUGAGGUUGUUACCGAAAUUGGUGAGAACUCCGACACUGAAUCAUUAAGAUUUGGACUUGAGACUUCUCUUAUUGAUACAAAAAGUCAGCCAGAAACAAAUUCACACAUAGUCUCAACUAGUCAUGGCCUAUCUACUUUGGAACAACAUGUUGACAUUGAACAAAAAGUAAUCGUCGAAGACUCAGGUCCAACUCCAGAUGAUAUUGCCAGUUUGGAAGAGGUUCACCGACUGCUGGAGGCUGAGCUAGAGGAGUUGGAGAGAGAACAAAAAAUGAAGGCUGAUAGGAGGACCCUUGAAAAGAAAGGCAUCCCAGGUGUAAACAUUCAGAGUGUGGAGCUGAAACUAUCCACUGAACUGGCACUGCAACUAACUGAAUUGUUUGGCCCUGUUGGAGUCGAACCAGGAACGUGCUCCUCAGAAGAGUAUGCAGUGCAGAUGGACAUGAACUUGGCUAAACUGCUCCACCAGAAGUGGAAAGAAACUAUCCAGGAACGGCAGAGACAAGCAACUCUUUCCUACCAGUUACUUCUAGAUGGCGCAGGAGCAUGGCAUGAGGCGCAGCUGGGCAAAACAUCAUCACAUUUUCCGAGUGGCAAUGAUUCGGGGUUGCCAAUAAUGGACCAUUGGAAUUUCUCCCAACCACGUGUCUCUCUGCGGAACAUUAUGGAAGAGGAGCGAGCCAUGCAGGAGAAUGUACAAAAGUCAAGGCAAAAUCGAGCAAACAUCAACAAGCGUGAUGGAUCCUCUAUCCUAAAAGAGGAGCAGCUCUACUCCCGCUUCCCUUCCAUUGACAGACUUUUUCUCCAGGAUAUUUUCAGGGAUAAUAACUGCUGCCUCACCCAGACAGAGCUUUUUCUGAACUCUUUACUAGACCAGGAGCCUGUCAAGACUGUUGUAGCUCCAGAACUGCCUCAAUCUGACCAUCACAGAACUCCCAGCAAAGAGAGAGAAAAGAAGCUUCCAGACUCUGAUGUGGCUCAAUCCCAGAACUUUCAGGACACUGAGGAUCCUGAGUAUAAGGACUUCAGGGCCGAAGCCACUCUCCAAAGAAGUCGACAAAUUGAGUGUUUUUCUAAAGCUGCAGCAGCUUACAAGCAAGGACACAAAGAGGUGGCCUCAUUUUAUGCACAGCAGGGACACUUACACGGUCAGCGGAUGUAUGAGGCCAACCACCGUGCAGCUGCACAGAUCUUUGAGAGAGUCAACUCGUCGCUUCUACCUAAGAACAUCCUGGACCUUCAUGGGCUGCAUGUGAAUGAAGCCCUGGAGCAUCUGCGACGCAUACUUCAGAACAAAACUGCCGACUGUGAACAAGGUCUGUGUCGACCGCAGCUCUCUGUCAUCACAGGAAGAGGUAACCACAGCCAGGGGGGCGUGGCCCGCAUUCGCCCAGCCGUCAUAAACUACCUCAAAAACACACACUACAGGUAUACAGAACCGAAGCCGGGUUUAGUGGUGGUCUCUUUGAAGUAA